CUGUUGGGACUGAAGCCUCUGCUGCCGUCUGUCUCUCUCUGUGUCCCUGCUCCGGACAGACACCGAGGCUUCCUGCUGGAUCUCUGCCUCUCUGCCUGUCUCUCCUCUGGAUCUGGAGCUCUGCAGCGUCCAGCAGCAGAUGGAGGUCUGCUCCCGCCUCGCUCCGGCUCACCGCCCAGGAGCUCUGCACCUCCUCGACUAGUUUCCUCAGAGUUCUUCUUCCACCUGUGCAGAGGGGGACACAGAUCUGUCACUCUGCUGUCACUCUCAGGAUAUCCCCUUCCCUCUUUCUAGGGUUUCAUAAUGCACCAGGAGCUCGUUCAGAGGCCGGGCUGGAUUUCAUCCCGCUGCUUUCUCCUCGUUUGAGAAUAUGGAGGAGUAAUGAGCUGCUACAGCGCGGGGUCAUGGAAACAACCAGAGGUCACAGGCCGGCGCCUAACACAGCCUCCACAGGAACUUUAUAGACACAAGAUUUUUUUUAUUGUUUACCUUUUUAGCUGGGGAUUUUUUGUAUGUUUUUGUAUCUUUUGAAUUUUCAAUCAUGGGAAACGCAGCAGGAAGCAUGGAGGUGCCCCAGGGGAAGGAGGGCCGGUCUGUGGGGGCCCCUCCGGGCUCCACCGGCUCCCAGAAACGCUCCGCCAAGCUCCCGAUGCCUCCAGGAGACGAGCUGGAGCAGCGCUUCGGGGCCGUGCUGAACACGAUGAAUCUUCCUCCAGACAAGGUGAAGAUCCUCAGUCAGUACGACAACGAGAAGAAGUGGGACCUGAUCUGUGACCAGGAGCGUUUCCAGGUGAAGAAUCCUCCAUCGGCCUACCUGGAGAAGCUGAAGAGUCACCUGGACCAUGGAGGAGUCAGCAGGAAGUUUAAGAGACGAGUUCAGGAGUCGACUCAAAUCCUCCGAGAGCUGGAGAUCUCCCUCCGCACCAACCACAUCGGCUGGGCUCAGGAGUUCCUGAACGAGGAGAAUCAGGGUUUAGACGUUCUGGUGGAUUAUCUUUCCUUCGCUCACAGCGCCGUCACGUAUGACGUGGACUCUCUGGACAACGGCACGCUGCCUGGCGACAGAAGCAAAGCUGUGGACAAAUCAGUGGAAGAUCUGAGCAGAAGUGCCAGCAACUCCCCGACCCAGAGCGGCUCCAAGACCAGCAAGACCUUCACAGCCAGGAAAGUCCUGCGCAGCUCUCGAGCCGUGAGCCAGACAGACGACGUGCACCUCUGCAUCAUGUGUUUACGAGCCAUCAUGAACUAUCAGUCUGGGUUCAACCUGGUGAUGAAGCAUUCGUGCUGCGUCAACGAGAUCACAUUGAGCCUCAACAACAGAAACCCCAGGACCAAAGCUCUGGUUCUAGAGCUGCUGGCGGCCGUGUGUUUGGUGAGAGGAGGUCAUGACAUCAUCCUCUCUGCCUUUGACAACUUCAAAGAGGUUUGUGGAGAGAAAAGUCGCUUCGAGAAGCUCAUGGAGUAUUUCUGCCAUGAAGACAGCAACCUGGACUUUAUGGUGGCCUGUAUGCAGUUCAUCAACAUCGUGGUUCACUCUGUGGAAAACAUGAACUUCAGAGUUUAUCUGCAGUACGAGUUCACCCGCCACGGGCUGGACGGCUUCCUGGAGAAUCUGAAGCUGACGGAGAGCGAGCGGCUGCUGGUGCAGAUCCAGGCGUACCUGGACAAUGUGUUCGACGUCGGUGCUCUGCUGGAGGACGCAGAGACCAAGAACGCUCUGCUGGAGCACAUGGAGGAGCUGCAGGAGCACAACACACAGCUGAACUUGAGGCUGCAGGAGAACGAGAAGGAGGCGAUGGAGAAAGCGUCAGAAAUGGAGAAGAAACUCAUUCAGACCACCAAAGAAGUGGAGCUCUUAAAGGAGGGUCUGCGUGAGUCGUGCUCUCAGGUGAGCGUCCUGCAGCAGCGAGAGAGAGAGAGCGAGCUGGAGCGAGAGAGAGAGAGGGAGCGAGAGAGGGAGCGGGACCGGUCCAUGCAGGCCCUGCAGGAGCUGGAGGUCAAAGUUCAGGCUCUGGUGGAGCGAGGCCUCGUCCGGCUGCAGCACUCCUCCUCCGGUCAGCUGGAGCUCCAGGUGGUCCCCGUCAUCCAGCACGUCACACACACAGCUAAAGAAGAAACAGAUUCAGGUAAAAAGGAGGAGGAGGAGGAGGCUCCUCCCUCCUCAGACCCUCAGCCUCCUCCCUCUGAGGUUCCUCUGCAGUCAGCUACAGUUCCAGCACCUCCUCCACCUCCACCACCUCCUCCUCCUCCUCCUCCUCCUCCUCCUCCUGGUUCAGCUGGAACUCCUCCUCCUCCUCCUCCUCCCCCUCCAGCGGCUCCUCCUCCCCCGCAGCCUCCUGCAGGUGGUUUGACCCAGCCGUCAGGGGAGGGGCCUGAUGGGAGCUCAGGUUGUAAACAGAAGAAGCCGAUCCAGACUAAAUACCGUCUCCCGCUGUUGAACUGGCAGGCGUUAAAAUCCAACCAGGUGGCAGGAACCAUCUUUAACGAGCUGGACGACGAGUUCGUCCUGCAGGAGCUCAACAUGUCCUCCUUCGAGGAGCAGUUUAAGACGAAGGCCCAGUCGGCCCCUGUGGAGCUGGGGACCCUGAAGAUGAAACUGGCCCACAAGACUCCCAGUAAAGUGUCUCUGAUGGAGCCCAACAGGGCCAAGAACCUGGCCAUCACCCUGCGCAAGGAGGGCAUGGCUGCAUCAGACAUCUGCUGCGCCAUCGAGACGUACAACCAGAGGGCUCUGAGCCUGGACUUCCUGGAGCUGCUGGAGCGUUUCAUCCCCACAGAGUACGAGAUGAAGCUCAUCCACAACUACGAGUGUGAGGGCAGGCCCCUGGACGAGCUCAGCGAGGAGGACCGCUUCAUGGUGCGCUUCAGCAAGAUCCCACGGCUCUCCCAACGAAUCAGCACGCUCACCUUCAUGGGGAACUUCCCCGACAGCGUGCAGCUCAUUCAGCCCCAACUGAACGCCAUCAUCGCCGCCUCAAUGUCGAUCAAAUCUUCCAGCAAGCUGAAGAAAAUCCUGGAGAUCAUAUUGGCGUUUGGAAACUACAUGAACAGCAGCAAGCGAGGAGCAGCGUACGGCUUCCGCCUGCAGAGUUUAGACCUGCUGCUGGACACAAAAUCUACCGACAGGAAACAGACGCUGCUGCACUUCAUCGUCAACAUCAUCCAGGAGAAAUACCCUCAGCUGUGCUCCUUCUACACAGAGCUGCACUUCCUGGACAAGGCAGCCAUGGUGUCUCUGGACAGCAUCCUGCAGGACGUGCGGGCUCUGGAGCGAGGUCUGGAGGUGAGCCGGAGGGAGUUCUCUGUGGAGAAAGACAACCGUGUCCUGCAGACGUUCCUCAGCAGCAACACGGAGCUGCUGCAGGCGCUCACAGCCGACGGGAAGACCGCACAGGAUGCGUACGACUCUGCUGUGGAGUAUUUCGGAGAGAACUCUAAAACCACUCCGCCCUCCAUGUUCUUCCCCGUUUUUGUUCGCUUCAUCAAAGCCUACAAGCAAGCGGAGCAGGAGAACGAGCAGAGGAAGAGACACGGGCUGCACUGUGACGCUCCGUCCACGCCGCCCAAACACGAAGUCACCGGGAACAAGGUGUGUGUGGCGUCCAGGCUGCCUCAGGUGGAUCUGAUCGCAGAGCUGAAGAAAAGACAGACGGUGUCUCCUCUGGUGAGGGAGGGCAAGGACGGAGCCAUCGAGGACAUCAUCACAGCUCUGAAGUCUGUGCCCUUCACGGCUCGCUCUGCCAAACGCUCCUCUCGUCUCUUCUGUGACUCCGUCUUCAGUGACGAGAUUUGAGGAACCAGCCGUACAGACGGACGGACGCCGGGCGCCACAGUGCCAAGUGGAAGCCGGGCCAGAAGCUGCACGUGUCCUCAGACAUCUCCCUCUGAACUGAAGCUGCAUGCUGCAGGAUGCAGAGUGAACAUGCAUGUUUCAGGUCUCUGUGAAUUAAAAAUAAAACUUGAUAACUGUAGAAUAUCCUGUGAUGAAAUAAUCAGCUGUUACAGAGCGAUGUUAGCUGGAUGCUCGUUAAGAUAAUUACACAGAAAGUGAACCUUAAAUCUGACAGGCAGAGCUCACAAUCAGUGUGAUGGUUUCAUGAAAAAUGAUUUUUUAAUUAGAAUAUUAAUGAGCUGCUGUCCAUCUCUUCUGUCCUGUGAGAUUCAGGCUGAGGAUUUGUAAUAUAUUUAAAUUAUUUUUAAUACUGAAGUGUAAGAAUGAGAAACUUCUACUUUACUUCUGCAUUUCAACAAUAAAGAUUUU
This is a messenger RNA of Centropristis striata (black sea bass), 4261 nucleotides long. Its product is annotated as formin-like protein 1. The record is from RefSeq and is a predicted model, not a curated record. The transcript is spliced from 28 exons. Gene Ontology annotation, biological process: cell migration; cortical actin cytoskeleton organization; regulation of cell shape. Bases 542 to 3793 code for a protein of 1083 amino acids. Gene Ontology annotation, cellular component: cytosol. Gene Ontology annotation, molecular function: actin filament binding; small GTPase binding. Lineage: Eukaryota; Metazoa; Chordata; Actinopteri; Perciformes; Serranidae.